AAUCGAUCUCCAUCGCUCUCGGAUAGAUUUGUGAUUAGGUAUUCAAGUAUUUGCUAAUAUCAUAUAUAUAGUUAAUAGUAUGCACAUAUGUGCUGCGUGCAUAUAUAUAAAAGAGAUGCUAAUCACUUGUCCCUCUCGGCCUCUCCUAUUGGUGAAGGAGACAGAGAAGAAGAGUAUUUUUCUUAUAAAUAAUCCUCUACCUCAAGCUACUAUUUACCAUGGCUAUGGUUCCGGUAACGCCACUACCUCCUCCAGCUGGCUUACAUAUUCUUCGUCGGAGCCCUACUACGACGGCGGCUUUGAGAUCUCCGGCAAUGGUUGCCGCCGCUAUGAGCCAGCAUUUUCUCGGGUUCUCUACUUAUAGUAGAUGCUUUGUAUUUAAAUCCUUAAGCCUAACGAGGGAUCCGGAGGUUUUGAGCCGUAGGCGGCGAGUAAGCACGGUGGUGUCUUCGACGGGAAACUUGACGGCUCCGUCGUCGUGGGAAUCUUGGAAGCCAGAUAAGAAGGCGGUGGCGACGCCUCUAUUGUUGAGUGAUGUCAUCUGGCCUGCAGCUGGAGCGUUUGCGGCAAUGGCAAUAUUGGGAAAAAUGGAUCAAAUGAUAUCUUCAAAGGGGAUUUCAAUGUCAGUUGCACCACUUGGUGCCGUAUCCGCCAUUCUUUUCACCACUCCUUCUGCUCCUGCUGCUCGGAAAUACAACAUGUUUUUGGCUCAAAUAGGCUGUGCUGCGAUUGGAGUGGUAGCGUUCUCCGUCUUUGGGCCAGGCUGGCUCGCCCGGAGCGUAGCUCUCGCCGCUUCCAUAGCUUUUAUGGCCAUUGCUCGAGCCAACCAUCCUCCUGCGGCGAGCUUACCAUUAAUGUUCAUAGAUGGAGCGAAGUUCCAUCACUUGAAUUUUUGGUACGCAUUGUUCCCAGGUGCAGCUGCUUGUAUCAUUCUCUGCCUUCUCCAAUCGAUCGUAUGUUACAUGAAGGAUAAUCUAAAAUUUUGAUUAAUUAUUAAGCUACAUAUACGAUCAAAAAUGACAAAUAUAAUAGUUAUAAUAAUGUACAAAGAUACACACAUUGGUGGGAAUCUUGUGAAGUAUUUGAUUCAUGUACACUUGAUUUGAAUGUAUGUAAAUGACUAUAUAUAAUACGUUCGUUCAGCAUAUGUAAUUCUCUGUUUCUC
Messenger RNA from Raphanus sativus (radish), 1165 nucleotides. RefSeq lists its product as uncharacterized. The transcript is spliced from 5 exons. Lineage: Eukaryota; Viridiplantae; Streptophyta; Magnoliopsida; Brassicales; Brassicaceae. Bases 219 to 986 code for a protein of 255 amino acids. The record is from RefSeq and is a predicted model, not a curated record.